Molecule: messenger RNA, 1488 nt
Organism: Penicillium chermesinum
Lineage: Eukaryota; Fungi; Ascomycota; Eurotiomycetes; Eurotiales; Aspergillaceae
Product: NCBP3 domain-containing protein
Exons: 3
Coding region: 1-1488 (495 amino acids)
Cellular component (GO): cytosol; nucleus
Molecular function (GO): RNA 7-methylguanosine cap binding; mRNA binding
Source: RefSeq, a predicted model, not a curated record
AUGAAUUCCCGUCUAGCUUGGAUCGACACCGCACUUGCUCUCGAUGGAGACACCAACUACCCCAAUACCAUAGGCGAGGACGAUGGAGCGACGGUAGUGUCGAAGCAACGGUCGAACCAGACUCGUGGUACGCCCCCACACGCUAAACCGCUUUUGGCCCAACCGCGGGCAGCUCCAGCCCGGGUUUUCUCAGCUUCAUCAACCCACCAGUCGCGCCUUUCAGCUACCUGCCACACCAGCCCCAACAUGACAGAUGUAUUUACAGAUGCCGCCCAGGCGCCAAUCGCCGAUCCGUCCAUGGAUAUUGACAUGGAGCUAGACCUGGGUCCGGAGCCCGAGAUUGAACUUCCACCUGUCCAAACUGUGAGUGAAAUCCCGCGCAUUGGCCAGAGGGCCCAGACUGAUAUCCGCGUUUACGAGCAGGAGGACCUCAUGAAAGAUGGUCCGAUUGAUGAAUUGAAUGAGGAGGCAACAUAUGAAAAAGUUCAUGUGCGCGGCGUGGACGAACUCACCACCGAGAACAUCAAACAAUUCUCGACCAGCCACUUCGAAGAGGAAGCGCCCUCUCGCGUCGAAUGGAUCGAUGAUACGUCUGCCAAUCUUGUAUUCUCAUCGCCAGAAGUAGGGCUCAGAGCCCUUGCGGCAUUGACCCAGGUGAACGGAGAAGAAGAUCCCUCCGCCCUCCCCUCUCUGCGCCUCCGAUCUGCGAAACUCCUUCCCUCACACCCCGACUCUGUCCUCCAAGUACGCUCGGCCGUCAAGACGGACCGCAAGCAGCCGCGCGCCCAUGAGAAGAGUCGUUUUUACCUGAUGCACCCCGAACACGACCCCCGUGAACGCUUGCGACAAGAACUUGCAGACCGGCGGCGAGGCGAGGGCGGAGACGGCGAUUAUCGCCGCCGUCGAUUCGAUGACCGGGAACUGCGCCGCCGACGUGACAGGGACCAGGACGAAAACGUGAGUGCUGGCAUGUAUGAUGAUCAACCCGAAAGUGUAUCAGACUCAGGCCGUGGCCGAGGGGGCCGAAAGCGACGAGGACGCGAAUUAUUCCCGGAGGAAGACCUGAGUUCGGGAAGACUGCGCAACCGUAGUGCGUCGCCGGGACGAGACACACUGGAGGAGUCAGGCUACGUUGACCCCUCUCAAGACCGUAAGCGAUUCCGUGAACGGUCUCCCAGACGUGGCAACCAAGGCAAAGAGCUUUUCCCAUCACAUGAUUCUGGAGUUCGUGAAUUGUUCCCCAACAAGCCUACGUCGAGCUAUAUACGAAAGGAGCUGUUUCCGACCAAGCCUAGCAAUCACCGUCGAUCGGAUGCUUUUGAUGCUUCUGAUGAUACUGAUCCUCUCAGGCGGCGAAUCACGGCUCCUGGAGAUCAUUCCCGCCUGGAUCUUACCGUAGAUCAAGGAUCUGCGCUUCGAGGGCAGCGCACAGAUAUGACGCUGCACGCCCUCUCCCUUCUCCAUGAACUAUCUGGGCAUCCUACGUGA